GUGAUGAAUAUGUUUGGGAUGUACAGUAUUAUUGUCAACCAAAUAAUCAGAUCUUUUAUCAUACAUUAUCAUAAAUCGCAACUUUUCAUUUUCCGUCGGUCUUAGUACACAAUGUAACUACAGAAGAGUCAAGUUUUAAAUAGGACAAAUAUCAAAACUCUUGGUCAUUUUUGAGCGAGAUGCUAACGGUCUAAUCAGAUUCGAUGAACUAUGCUAAGCUAUGCUAAAAGUGGUACCGCCAGACCCGAAGAUCGGCUGAAUGGAUUCGAAAACGGUAAAACUCAACUGCUUAACUCUAGGGGAGUUGGAAAAUGAGCCUAUUUUCAAAAGAAAGUGGAGUGUUCCUUUAAAUGAACGUCACUCGUGCCGGUUCGGUCUCAUGUACCAGGAGGUCUGGAAUGAUACAAGGAGUAAGGACAGUGGAGGACAAUCGAGGACCAGGUCGUGGACAUUUAAGCUGCGUUGUAGUAUAUAUAUCAUUAUUGUGUAUUAUUAAUUUAAGUUAGUGUAUUUGCUUCAAAACUGUGGAGAAGUCCGGAGAUGUGAUUUACUGAAUGCGGUCCCUUUAAGAAACAUGACACCGCGCGCUCUCACUGUGGAUGCGCAGAAGAGAGAAGCGCGAGAGCUUCUCAAGUUUUGUUUUAUUUCGCGAGAGACGAGACGAUUGCUUAAACUUUCACCAUUUGAAGCUUAAAGUGACGUUGUGAUCGUGAAUGAAGGACAAAUGUGGUAUAUUUUCUUCGGAUGCCGUAUAUUUCCAGUCUGCAGAUGUGGUCCUGUGGGCGUCAGUAUCACACAGUGAUCACAGUUCACACCUGCAGUGAAGCUCCUCCCACAACAAUUCACCAAUAAAUACUGGGAAUAUUCACAUCAUCCUACAAGAGAAGGACAAACUCCAGGUGUAGCAGCUGAAAUCUGUGUGACUGUUAAAGAUGGAGUUUAUUAAAGAGGAGAUUGAAGACAUGAGUGAUCCAGAACCAUCCAGAAUAAAACAUGAAGAUACUGAGGAACAAAUAGAUCAGAUGGACGUGAAAGAGCAAAGAAAAGAACUGGAGGAAAUUGAGAAGGAACAUCAUAACUUGAACAAAACUCAAGGAAUAAAAGCCGAAAAGAUGCACACCUGCUCACAGUGUGGAAAGAGUUUCACACAAAAAGGUAACCUCUACAGGCACAUGACAAUUCACAAUGGAGAGAAACCAUUUACAUGCACUCAGUGUGAAAAGAGUUUCAGACAAAAAGGAGACCUUAACAGGCACAUGACAAUUCACACUGGAGAGAAACCGUAUACAUGCAUUCAGUGUGGAAAGAGUUUUUCUCAAGCAUCAGGUCUCAAUAAUCAUCUGUUGCAUCAUUCUGGAGAAAAACCAUUUAACUGUGAUCAGUGUGGUAAAAAGUUUAUUUCAUCAUCACAUCUAAGCAAACACCUGAAAGUUCAUUCAGAUGAGAGGCCUUAUGUGUGUUCUCUCUGUGGAAAGAGUUUUUCUUGGAUGAACAGUUUUAAACUGCACCAGAAAACACAUGAUGAAGUGAGAGAUCAUGUGUGUUGUGACUGUGGAAAGGGCUUUACGAAAGCUUGUGAUCUGAAACGGCACCAAAGAAUUCAUACUGGAGAAAAACCUUACAAGUGCUCAUAUUGUGACAAGAGUUUCGCUCAUUCUGGGACCCUGAAAUCACAUGAGCGAGUUCAUACUGGAGAAAGACCUUACAAGUGCUCAUAUUGUGACAAGAGUUUCGCUCAUUCUGGGACCCUGAAAUCACAUGAGCGAGUUCAUACUGGAGAAAGACCUUAUAAGUGCUCAUAUUGUGACAAGAGUUUCAAUCAGUCUGGAACCCUGGAAUCUCAUGAGCGAGUUCAUACUGGAGAGAAGCCGUACUGCUGCACUCAGUGUGGAAAGAGUUUCAGACAAAAAGAAUCUCUUAACAAUCACAUGAGAAUUCACACUGGAGAGAAACCGUAUACAUGCACUCAGUGUGGAAAGAGUUUUUCUCGAGCAUCAGGUCUAUAUAAUCAUCUGCCCCUUCACUCUGGCGAAAAAACAUUUAACUGUGAUCAGUGUGGUAAAGAUUUUAUUUCAUCAUCAAAUCUAAAAAAACAUCUGAAAGUUCAUUCAGAUGAGAGGCCUUAUGUGUGUUCUUUCUGUGGAAGGAGUUUUUCAAGGGUGGGCAGUUUUAAACUGCACCAGAAAACACAUAAUGAAGUGAGAGAUCAUGUGUGUUGUGACUGUGGGAAGAGCUUUACUACAACUUGCCAUCUGAAAUGGCACCAAAGAAUUCAUACUGGAGAAAAACCUUACAAGUGCUCAUAUUGUGACAAGAGUUUCACUCUGUCUAGAAAACUGAAAUCACAUGAGCGAGUUCAUACUGGAGAGCCGUUCAACUGUACUCAGUGUGGGAGGAGUUUUAAAACUACCAAAGGUCUCAGUAUUCAUUUACACGUGCACUCUGGAGAAAAAUAAUUUAACUGUGAUCAGUGUGGUAAAAAGUUUAUUUCAUCACAUUUAAAACAAUAACUGAAAGUUCAUUUAUGAACUUUCAGACUUUGUGUGUUUUUUCUGUCAAAAGAGUUUUUCAAGGAUGAACAGUUUUAAACUACAAAAAAAAAAAAAAAAAAAUGAAGAGAGAGAUCACUUGUGAGUGUACGAAGAGUUUUACUACAUCUAGUCAUCUGAAACAACAUCAAAGAAUUCAUACUGGAGAAAGUUUUAAACGUAUCAUCCUUCAAACUCAAAAAAUAUUGGAAGUGAGCAGCGUUCGUUUUCAUGUCAAAUACAUUAAAGUAAAUUCAUUGAAAUAAAAUAUGGAGUUUUUACUAAAAGCACAAUACCGUCUAAAUUUGGUGAAAUGCUUGGAAAACUAUAAGAUCAACAACUCUUACAGUGUAAAUAAAGUCGUUGUAGUUUUAUUUUCUGUCAGGAUGAAUUGUGUGCUUAGCAGGUCUUACUUGAAUAAUAUAUAUUCAUGUAAUUUACUUAUUUGACAAGUGUACUAAAUGUGUUCUGAUCGAACAUAACAUUAUGAGAAAUCAAACUGAAACAUCUUUGUUUUGAUUGACCUAUCUAAUGGGCACAGAGAAUCGCCCACUGUUGUGUUAGUGAGAAGAGUGAUACAGGACUAAAAAUAACAUUACCUUCCAAAGGAUCCUAAUGCUAUAUGGUUAUUUAUUUGCAUCACUGUGAAUGUCUCAGUUGAGCAUCAUUUGUUUGUUUGAUACACUUCACUCUGGAUUCUUUGGGAAAUGAGUCUCAAUUUCGGAACAGGCUUUGCAAACAGACUUUUAUCUAUGCUAUAAUCAACACUUUUCAAAACUAGUUAACCUUGAGAGCUGUAAUAGUAAAAAUGUACUAAAAGUCUUUAAGAGAG
Ctenopharyngodon idella (grass carp) is the source of this 3360-nucleotide messenger RNA. RefSeq names its product gastrula zinc finger protein XlCGF7.1-like. NCBI's taxonomy places the organism in Eukaryota, Metazoa, Chordata, Actinopteri, Cypriniformes, Xenocyprididae. The transcript has 4 exons. Gene Ontology annotation, molecular function: RNA polymerase II cis-regulatory region sequence-specific DNA binding; DNA-binding transcription activator activity, RNA polymerase II-specific. Gene Ontology annotation, biological process: regulation of transcription by RNA polymerase II. The record is from RefSeq and is a predicted model, not a curated record. The coding region runs from base 933 to 2456 and encodes 507 amino acids. Gene Ontology annotation, cellular component: nucleus.